This is a messenger RNA of Mus musculus (house mouse), 9644 nucleotides long. It is a transcript of the gene Dlec1, whose product is annotated as deleted in lung and esophageal cancer 1. The record is from RefSeq and is a predicted model, not a curated record. Bases 3864 to 9092 code for a protein of 1742 amino acids. Lineage: Eukaryota; Metazoa; Chordata; Mammalia; Rodentia; Muridae. Gene Ontology annotation, cellular component: cytoplasm. The transcript has 37 exons. Gene Ontology annotation, biological process: negative regulation of cell population proliferation.
AUGUGGGGAUGGGGAUAAAAUUCAAGACAUGAUUCAAAAGCAUAUUUAAAAUGUCCAUAUUUAAAAUAGCUGAGGAGAGGGUCUCAACAGACAUGACCUGGGAGGUGGUGGUGCACACCUUUAAUCCCAGCACUUAAGAGGCAGAGGCAGGGGGGCUGGAGAGAUGGCUCAGCGGUUAAGAGCACUGACUGCUCUUCUGAAGGUCCUGAGUUCAAAUCCCAGCAACCACAUGAUGGCUCACAACCAUCCAUAAUGAGAUCUGACGCCCUCUUCCGGUGUGUUUGAAGACAGCUACAAUGUACUUAGAUAUAAUAAUAAAUAAAUAAUUAUUUUUUAAAAAAAGAGGCAGGCAGAUUCUUGAGUUUGAGGCCAAUGUGGUGUAUAUAAUGAGUUCCAGGGCCACGUAGUGAGACAUUGCCUCCAACGAGCAAACACAUAAACAACGAGAAAACAAAGCAAAUGGCUCCUGAGGAACAAAAGCCAAAGCUGACCUCUGGCCUCUGACCUCUGGCCUCUGGCCUCCACAUGAACCUGCUUACAUAGUAAAUAAAACAAACAAAUGCUCAGAAGCACUAAUGCCAUAGGGCAUCUACUGUGACACAAUCUUUCUGGGAGUCAAAUGCUAAAAUUUACAUACUGUUGGCUGUGGAAUUCUAGCAUAUUACCCCCACCCACGUAAAUAUUAUACAACUAUACAAAGUAUGUACAAACACAAGCAAAGAUCCUCUACUGUGAUACAAUCUUUCUGGGAGCCAAAUGCUAACAUUUACAUACUGUUGGCUGUGGAAUUCUAGCAUAUUACUCCCCCCACACACAUAUAAAUAUUAAAAAACUAUACAAAGUAUGUACAAACACAAGCAAAGAUCUUCAUGACUGCAGCAUUUACAGUAGAACAAAAACCAAAACACACCAAACAAACAAAUAAACAAACACAGCCCCUGUAAUUUGAGAUAGAGUAAUUGAAGAAAAGGCCAUAACAAAUAGUAUGGUAUUGUGUUUUUUAAGUAACAAAAACAUAUUUUAUAGAUAUCGAUGUUUGUAUAAGCAGAAAAAAGUAGUAUCAAUCUGGUAAUCUAAUUAUCUGGGGGGAAAAAGAACUGAGAACACUUUUAUUAAAUAGCAGUUUAUUGUCAGUCCUGGGGAUUGAACCUGGGGCACCUCGACUGUCAGGCAAGCGCUCCCCCACUGCCUCACACCUCCGACAAUCCCUUCAGUUGUCAUUUGAGACCAGAUCUUGCUGAGCUGCCCAGGCUGUCCUUGAACUCUCUCUGUAGCCUGAUCAGACAUUGAAUUGCAAUCCUCCUGCCUCCGGUUCCUAAGGAGCUGGGAUGAUGAGCCUAUGGCACAUUGUUUGUUUCCUUUGUGCACUGUUUCAGAUUUUGUUUUUGUGACUCAUGAUUACUUCACGUAUGAAAGUAAAAAAAAAAAAAAAAAAAAAAAGAAAGAAAGAAGUGUGUGUGAAAGCAAGAGACAGAUAAAUAAACACAAUCACAGGCUGCAGAAGAGACUAUGCCAUGAACAAAGAGGCUCAUCAGGACUUCCCUUUAUGCUCACAGAGUCUCCUGGGUAGGUGCCUGGACAGACGGACAGAUGGACAGAUGGAUGGAUGGACAGUUGGACAGAGAAGGGGUGAAGAGAGGACAGUGGAAAGCAAGAGAAGUAGGGGUGACAGGCAGGGAGGGAGUUGUAGAGCCACCUACAGGAGGACAGCUGGAGUGGCCUUUGCCACCAGAAGGGCUGACGUUGUGAGAGACUUUGGCUUAGACGGGUCAGCUGAGCGGACAGUAAGAUGGGACAUGCAGAGAAGAGGGGUGGGGAACAUCUCUGUGACAGGCUCAGCCUCCCUGGGACUUUCUGUGAGGUCACCUGGGUAGAGUGGAAAAGCACAGAAGAGCAACAAGAGUCAAUUCUCCCGAUGCCCUGCCGGGCAUCUUCCACAGUGGAGUCAGCUGCUAGUGACAGGAUCCCUCGGUCUGGGGAGACGGUCCCUUACACCAGGGCCACGCCCACUCGGCUGCCAGGGCCACGCCCACUCGGCUGCUACUCUGCUACUCUCCCCACAGAAAGCCCCUCCCUGGGAACACUGGGAACCGGGGGUGUGUGUGUGUCGAAAACCAGACAGAUGGCCUUUCUGCCCAUGUUCGUUCCUCUCUCAAGCUCCCCUUGCUGCACAUUCCAGUUAGCACUAGGAGCAGGCAGUUAGAGAGGAGGCCUGCCAUGGUCCUGGAAACUCAGGAUAUUUGGGGAAUGCUCCCAGAGUCUCAGGUACCUAGAGCCGGCCGUGGGCUUUUCACCUGGGUGGGUGAACUCCUUCCUUGCAGGAAAGAAUGUAGCAGAGAGGCAGCCAGAGCCUGCUCCUUCCGGGUGCACACCUUAACAAGGCUCUCUGCUUCUCCUACUCUCUGGACAGUAAGGUUCCCUCAAAGAACAGAUGAGGGGGCCAGCCAAGAGCCGCGGAAAUGGCUCAGGUCUGUGGGUGAACAUCCUGGGACUCGACUCAGGAAGUGGGUUCAGGGCUGUAAGGCGAGCAAACUCACACCUAAGUAGAAAGUGACUAUUUUGGCAUCUGUGUUACCUAGGCAAGGGUAUCUGGAGGUACAGAGCUGACAGCAUGGUGCACAUACAUACAUAUAGGCAAAACACCCAUACACAUAAAAGAAAAAUUAAUCUUUUUAUUUUUAAAAAUAUUUAUUGUAUGUAUGUGAGUACACUGUCACUGUCUUCAGACACACUAGAAGAUGGCAUCAGAUCCCAUUACAGAUGGUUGUGAGUCACCAUGUAGUUGCUGGGAAUUGAACUCAGGACCUCAGUGCUUAUAACCACUGGGCCAUCUCUCCAGCGCCCCCCUUUUUAUUUUAUUUUAUUUUGCUUUUGAGAAAGGGUCUCACUAAAUAAUCCUGGCUGGCAUGGAACUUGCUUUGUAGAGCAGGCUGGACUCACACUUAGAGAUCUGCUAGCCUCUGCCCAUUGAGCGCUGGGAUUAAGGUGUGCGGCUCAGCCUCACACCCUCUAUUGGCUGGGUUCUCUAGAGGAAAGGAACCAGAACAACAAGUGCACAGUACAGAGGAGGGCAUAGAACGGCUCACCAACAGUGGCCGUCUGUACUUGCUGAUUGCUUGGUACUUAAUGCUGCCAGUGAAGGGCUGGAGGAUUCCUGGAGAGUCACAGCCCAGGUCUCAAAAGUGACCUCCAACCCAGCCUGAGAGCUUCAGAGUGAGACGCUGUGUCAAAGUAAAAGCAAAAACAAGGGAUUGUUUAAAACAAAACCAACCAAACAACAAUAUAUGUGAAGAACAGUCUGAGCAAAUUAAAAUAGGGAUGGCGGCACUUGGGUAGUAAGAAACACGGCUUUGUAUGCAGUCAGACCAGCACAACAGUGAAUCUUUUUUUCCAUCAAACUUCAUAAUAAGCCCGUCUCUGAAAAGGGUGAUGCUGGGGCUGAAGAAAUGGCUCAGCCAUUAAGAACCAGGGGACCAGCGGGUUAGUUCCCAGAACCCAUGUCAGGUGGCUUACAAUUGCCUAGCAGCUCCCAGAGAUCCGACCCCCUCUUCUGGCCUCCACGGGCAACGGCACAUAUAUACACACAGAGAGACACACAAAAUAAAAAUAAAGUUUUACAAAGAAAAUAUAGAAGAGACGCUAGUUCUCACAGUGACGUUCGCCUAUGUCCAGCCCUCGGGAGGCUAAGGAGGAGGCGGGGGUGGAAUGGUGAGUCUGAGCUAAGCUAGAUUACCUAGCUGGACGUUAGGAAUGCAAACUUUUAGAUGACGACAGUGGUGACGCUCUUCUAAAGGAAAAGCUAGACGGAAGAGGCGGAGCCGGAAGAAGAAGUGGGACCCGGAGUCUGCAGCGUCUCUGUUGCCAUGGAUUCCGAGAGCAAGGAAGAGCAGCAAUGCACAGCUUCCUCGGCCGUUAUGUCGUCCUUGGAGACCCAGUUUUUGUCUGUCCCACACCAGCUCGAGUCCGCCAGUCUCAGCUGGUCCAUCAGGAAGUCCUUGCAUUCCUCGACCGUCUUAAUGGAUGAUUGCCAUUUCGGCUUCCCUACGCGGUCCCUCCGCGCCGGGUUCCACGCGCUCCCUCCACUCCCGGAGCCGCAGACGCUGCGUCUACGCCCCGCCUCGUUGCGCACGCAGGAAAUCUCACAUCUGCUUGCCCGAGUCUUCCGAAACUUGUACACCGCCCAGGUGAUCGGAGAUGACUUGAGCGACAGUUUGAUCAAGGCCCGCGGCAGUGAGGAUGCGCGCCACGAAGAGUUCCUUGACCAGCUGCAGCAGGCGCGAGCCAUCUAUAAACAGCGUCUGGAUGAAGCCGCCAUGUUGGAGAGACAUAUCAUGCAGGCCCGUGCACGGGAUAUUGCAGAAACAGAACACACCACCAAACAGAGCAGACUACAGGUUGUGGAGACCCCUGUCAAACUGCCCCCAGUGAAGACAGCCUUCAGGUGGUGUCUAGACAGCAAGUUAAUGCGAAAACAUCACUUAAUCUCUACAGAGGAUUACUACACUGAUCCCGUGCCGUUUUGCCCAGCACCCAAAGACAAAUCCACCCUUGGAUGUUCAAAGCUGACGUUUAGCUGUGAGCAGCGUUUCCUGCGCAAGUCAGAGCUGGACAGGGAGGCUGAGGAGCACUGCAGGCAGCUCACAGAGUGUGACGACUUUGAGUACACCGUGGACAGCUUGGGCUCCAUCUCGAAGGCCAAAGAGAGGACCACAGAUUCUGUCAAGAAGACAAGCAGGCCAAAGAAUAAGAAGUGGAUGGAACACCUGCAGGUGCCGCAGAGAGCCCUGGACAGGCGGCUGCUCGCCAGCAUGGAGAACAGGAAUCACUUCCUGAAAAACCCUCGGUUUUUCCCGCCUAACACACCACAUGGAGGCAAGUCUCUCAUCGUCCCUUUGAGCAAGCCAGAGAGAAGAGCAUCCCUGAAUGCAGAGCCUGAGUGGAGCUGUACAGAUGCCCCCGUGUUCCUGGCGAAGCCAUCAGUUGGAUUUUUCACAGAUUACGAAAUUGGACCCGUUUACGAGAUGGUGAUCGCUCUACAGAACACCACCUCCACCAGCCGAUUCUUGCGUGUCCUCCCACCGUCCUCUCCGUACUUCGCUCUGGGACUUGGGAUGUUCCCAGGAAAAGGCGGAAUAGUGGCUCCCGGGAUGACCUGCCAGUACAUCGUCCAGUUCAUCCCGGACUGUCUUGGCGAUUUUGAUGAUUUCAUUUUGGUGGAGACACAGUCUCCCCACACGCUGGUAAUCCCCCUGCAGGCCCGGAGACCGCCGCCAGUGCUGACCUUGUCACCAGUGUUGGACUGCGGCCACUGCCUCAUUGGAGGGGUGAAGAUAACCAAAUUCAUCUGCAAAAAUGUGGGCUUCAGCGUCGGCAAAUUCUGUAUCAUGCCCCAAAAGAGCUGGCCGCCACCGAGUUUCCGGGCUGUUGCAACUACUGGCUUUGUAGAGCAGCCUCCUUUUGGAGUAAUGCCUUCCGUGUUUGAGCUGGCCCCAGGGUACGCCAUACUGUUGGAGGUCUUGUUCCUCCCUACUGGCCUAGGACAGGCAGAAGAGACCUUCAUCAUCGUGUGUGACAACUGUCAGAUAAAGGAGGUGGUCGUCGUAGGGACAGGGCAGCUGGUGGCUUUGGAUCUGAUUCAUAUUUCUGGUGGAAAAAAUGAGCCAGACCCAGGAGAGCUGAAAGAUUUAACAGCCCAGUACUUUAUCCGGUUUGAGCCUGAAAACGUCCAGUCCACCGCAAAGAAGCAGCUCAUCAUCAGAAAUGCUACACACGUGGAGCUGGCCUUCCACUGGCAGAUCAUGAAACCCAACCUGCAGCCUCUGAUGCCUGGAGAGACACACAGCUCAGACAGCAUCAAAUGCCACCCUGACAGGGAGACAGCCUUCUCCAUCAUCCCCGAGAAGGGCAUCCUCGAGUCCCACUCGGACCAAGAGUUCAUCCUGAGUUUUUCACCUUACAAGCUCAAGUGUUUCCACAGUGUACUGCAAAUGGUUCUAGAAGCUGUGCCCGAGCCCUUGAGCUCAGGGUUGGAGAACCUGGGGGACUACUCCUACUCAGUGGAUGACAUGAUCGUCCUGGAAAUCGAGGUGAAAGGCUUGGCGGAACCCUUCCAGGUCCUUUUAGAGCCGUACGCCCUCAUCAUCCCUGGGGAGAACUACAUUGGCAUCACCGUGAAGAAAGAUUUUAAGAUGUGGAACAACAGCAAGUCACCCAUCAGAUACAUGUGGGGGAAGAUCAGCCACUGCCAUAUCAUCGAAGUGGAGCCCUGCACUGGGGUGAUAGAGCCCAAUGAGGUCGGAGAUUUUGAGUUAAACCUAACGGGUGGGGUGCCUGGCCCAACCAGCCAGGACCUGGAGUGUGAAAUCAAAGACUCACCAUGCCCGGUGGUACUCCACAUUGAGGCCUCAUUUAAGGGACCUGCCUUGACCAUUGAUGUCCCAGCCCUUCAGUUUGGUCUGCUUCGCCUGGGAAAGAAGGCUUCCAUCUCCAUCCAGAUCCGGAAUGUCAGCCAGCUGUCCGCCGUGUGGCAUUUGAAGGAGAGCCCAGUCUGCCUGGCAGAGAGAGAUGAGGAUGUGUCCCCCUUCGACAUCGAGCCUUUCUGCGGCCAGCUUCUCCCUCUGGGGGAGUGCAGAGUGACCAUCACCCUUGAGGCCUCCCAGUGUCAGCGGCUGCAGACAGUCCUGGAGCUGGAAGUGGAGAACGGGUCCGGGAGCUACCUUCCCGUGUACGCUGAGGUGCAGCAGCCUCACGUGUACCUGAAGAACAGCCACUUGGAGUUCAGCAACCUCUACCUGGGCGUGUCCACAAAGUCAAGGACCACGCUGGUCAAUGGCACACUCCUGCCCACCCGGUUCCACUGGGGAAAGCUUCUGGGACCUCAAGCAGAUUUGUGCACAAUGACAGUCUCUCCCACACAGGGCCUGCUGGGCCCCAGUGAAGAGCUCCAACUCACCUUGGAGUUGACGACCCACACAGAGGAAAAGCUGACCAAUUUGGUUCUCCUUUGUCACGUGUCUGGCAUGGAGAAGCCGCUGGUCCUGGGCAUCUCUGGGAAGCCCCUGGGACUUCAGGUGACCAUCUCCAUAGUGGAAUCUGACGGAAGCAGCACCACCAGCACUACACAGGAGGAGCUGCGCUUGGACUUCGGCUCGAAGGUGCCACUGAGGACGCCCGUGAUUCGCCAUAUCAUCCUGACAAACUGCUCCCCGAUACAGACCCCAUUCACCCUCACACUGGAGUACUUCGGGAGCUCCCAGGACAGCCUGUACAAGAAGACCAGCGUCCCUGACGUGCCUCCUGCCCUGCUGAAGACAGCACGCAUCCAGCAGCACGUGGCCAAGAAGGAAAGGCUGGACUUUGUGGAGAGCAUGUUAUCUCACAGGAAAGGAGCUGCCUUCCUUCCCCACAUCUCCCAGGGCAUGCUGGGAGCCUACCAGGAGCUAUGUAUUGACAUCACAGGCUGUGCCAACAUGUGGGGCGAGUACUGGGAUGAGCUCCUCUGCGUGGUGGGAGACCUGCCGGUCACUGUCAUCCCGGUAUACAUGGCCGUGGUGGGCUGCCCUAUCAGCUCCCUGAGGAAUACGUGCUACAGUGUGGCCCCAUUCCAGAAGGAGCCUAUCACCAGGUUUGGGACCCAGAUCUCUGGAGGAGAUACAGUCACCAGAUCUCUCCGUCUGUAUAACUCCAGUCACUGUGACAUCCGCCUAGACUGGGAGACCUACAUCCCAGAAGAAAAGGCGGACCGGCUGCUGGAGCUGCUUGUGUUUUAUGGGCCACCCUUCCCACUGCGAGAUCAAGACGGCAGUGAGAUUGUGUGCCCUGAGACCUCGGAGGCCAGCUUACCAGGGUCUCCAUGCCCCUCCAAUGUCUCAGUGUCUAGCCACACUGUCCCCUCAACGGGCAGCUGCAGUGGCGGCGGCGGCGGCACCAGGGCCGAAGAGCAGAUCAUGUCUGUCAUCCUGCAGAGGCACGAGGCAGUGCCCGCCGGCCACAUAUACCGUAUCAGCCCCAAGCAGUUGGUCAUCCCAGCUGGAGACCACAGGACCAUCUACAUCUCCUUCACGCCCACGGUGCUCGACCCAGGGGUCAUGCACAAGGUGGGGUAUACUGGCUAUGCCCUGGGCUUCAUGAGCUUGGAUAAGGAGACAGACAGACAGAUUCCAGGCCGAAUGCGACGCCUUCAGGACUUUGCCGUGAGCCCCCUGAGACUGGAUCUGAAUGGCCACGUGAGACACGCGCAGCUGCACGUCGAGCUGGACAGCAGUGGCUACUUGGAAUUCUGGUGCCAGGCCAGCGACCUUAUCCCCCAAAAUCCCUGCAGUGGGGUGCUAAGUGACCGGAUUACCACCCGCCAUCUGAAACUGACCAACACCACUGAAAUCCUGUAUGACUUCCAGGCCCGGGUCUCCAGGCCCUUCUUCAUUUCUCAAGGUGGGGCCAGCUGGGACAGCAGAGCCCCUCAUCAGUGUGAAGAAGGGACGGCCUCCACAGGCCAGUGGCUGAUGAUCCGUCCUCAGGACAACAUGCUGGUGGAUGUGUCCUUCUCACUGUCCCUGGAACUGCUGUCCUAUCAGAAACUCUCGGCCGACCAGAUGUUGCCCGGAGUGGAUAUUCAGGAGAGCGAGAACGGAGAGAGAAAGAUGGUGUUCACACAGAACCUACUCCUGGGCUUCACCAACCAGACUGUUCAGGAGGUGCCCCUGCGGGCCUUUGUGACCCUGCCAGCGCCACAGCUCUCCACCAGCUGGGUGGACUUCGGGACCUGUCUCGUGAACCAGCAGCACACCCGGCAGAUCUACCUGAUGAACCUCAGCUGCUGCCUGAGCUACUGGACGGUGCUGUUGGGACAAGAGGAACCAGCCAGGGAGGAUCAUGCGUUUGGGGUCUCCCCAGGCAGUGGACUGCUGGAGGCCCGAGCCACCAAUGCACCCCCUACCUCCAGCCCACUUCAGGUGUUCUUCAACCCUAGGAGCAGCAUCCUCUAUGAAUCUACACUGGUGGUGGAAGGCGUGCUGAGCGAGAAGCCCUGUGUCCUGAGGCUUCGGGGCCUAGGCUCUUACGAUGAAAGAUACGUGAAAUUCCAUGAGUUCUGAGGCUCUGUAGUGCCCAGCCCCAGCCCCAGCCCCAGCCCCAGCCCCAGCCCCAGUCCUACCCCCAGCCCCAGCCCCAGCCCCAGCCCCAGCCCUACCCCCAGCCCCAGCUGAGGCCAUCAAUCUGGCUCAGGGUUGAGGAGCAGGGCUGCCGAACAGGUACACGGGCUAUGGGGCUGGAGGCCCUCCUUAGGAUGAAGGAUCUCCUUCUGAGGUGUGGUGUGAGCCAGGCCCUGUGUGACAGUUUUCAGGGCCACCACCAGCAGAGUGGCUAUGACAGUCACUACAAAGACCGUCCACAAUUCCAACAAAGCAAGAGCUGGACCCUGGAUGAAAUGACUGCAACCAAGAUCAGUUCACCCACGUUUACUGUGCCCAUCACAUCCACCAUUCAUGAAGGCACCGUCCCACAGAAAUGAAUGUUGUCCUGUGGUCAAGCAUAGCAUGCACUGUCUUUGGUUCGACCGAGAGAACCGGAUUGGAUGCCCCAGUGCCCACGUGUACCCAUGCUGCAAUUACAUUUUCUAAAUUAAAGUGCUGUGACACACCCCUCCA